CCGCCAUUAAAUGCAAUCCCACCCUCUCAAUACGCUCUGCAAUUACUCCCCUCUCCCACUUUUUUCCUCUCCACACCCACCAAAAUCAACACUCCAAAACCCUUCUUCUUCUUCUUCUUCUUCUUCUUCUUCACUGCAAUUUAAUUUCUUCAAUUUCCCUGCCUUUUCUUUUCUUUUUUUUUUUUAAUUUCGGAUCUGGGUUUUUUUCCCCUGAAAGAUUCCUCUUUAUCUUUUCACGUAAGAAAAAGCAGGUUUCGGUUUCAAGAAGAAAGCGAAUUAUCUGUCAAAAAGUCUACUGCGGAGGAAUCUUGAAGAAGUAGUUGAAAUUGAAACCCCCCAAAAAAUGCAGUCUCCCUUAAACUCAGCGUAACGUGUCCUUAUCGAAAAAAAGAAAAAGGUAGCAUUUUUUUUUGGGGGAGAAAAUGCCAGCCGGAAUGAUGAUUCCAGCCAGAAACGCGCCGUCGAUGAUCGGAAGGAAUGGGAAUAAUGUCGGCGUUUUCGGCUCUCCGGCGAGUCUAGUUCUUGGUCAGGGAAAUAUGAUGGAAGGGGGGCAGCUGCAGGGGCUGGAUAUGGGAGGAAACGCGUUGGGGGAAAGCGAUUUUGGGCGAAUGAGAGAAGCGGAAGAUUUCGACAGUGUAACAAAAUCGAGCAGCGAGAAUCACGAGGCUGCUUCUGGGGACGACCAAGACCACAACCGCCCCAAGAAGAAGCGUUACCACCGCCACACUCAGCACCAGAUCCAACAAAUGGAAGCGUUCUUCAAGGAAUGUCCUCACCCUGAUGACAAGCAAAGGAAGGAGCUGAGUAGGGAGUUGGGUUUGGAGCCAUUGCAAGUCAAGUUUUGGUUCCAAAACAAGCGAACUCAGAUGAAGACCCAUCAUGAGAGACACGAAAACACCCAACUGAGAACAGAAAAUGAGAAGCUUCGGGCUGAUAAUAUGAGGUAUAGAGAAGCUCUUAGUAAUGCCACGUGUCCUAAUUGUGGAGGCCCGACCGCCAUUGGAGAGAUGUCCUUUGAUGAACAUCAUCUCAGACUCGAAAAUUCUCGCUUGAGAGAAGAGAUCGAUCGCAUUUCAGCCAUAGCAGCAAAAUAUGUAGGGAAGCCAGUAUCGAACUACCCUACUCUCCUUUCCCCAUCCAUCCCUUCACGUCCUCUAGACCUCGGAAUGGGAAGCUAUGGAGGACAUGAUUCAGGGAUCGGAGGAGGUGGUGGCGAAAUGUACGGGGCAGCGGACCUUCUACGGUCCAUAAGUGCGCCGUCGGAUGCUGAUAAGCCCAUUAUCAUCGAGCUUGCAGUGGCGGCCAUGGAGGAACUGGUGAGGAUGGCUCAAAUGGGCGAGCCGUUGUGGAUCACAGGGCUGGAUGGCUCAACCGCAGUGCUGAAUGAAGAUGAAUAUAUUAGAACGUUUCCCAGAGGCAUUGGACCUAAACCAUCUGGGUUUACCUGUGAAGCUUCUCGGGCUUCUGCUGUUGUCAUCAUGAACCAUAUUAACCUUGUUGAGAUGCUCAUGGAUGUCAAUCAGUGGUCAAGCGUAUUCAGUGGAAUUGUGUCUAGAGGCGUGACAUUAGAAGUAUUAUCAACCGGAGUUGCUGGAAACUACAACGGAGCAUUACAAGUGAUGACAUCGGAAUUGCAAGUUCCUUCGCCGCUGGUUCCAACUCGGGAGAGCUAUUUCGUAAGGUACUGUAAACAGCAUGGGGAGGGAAAUUGGGCUGUGGUCGACGUGUCGUUGGACAACUUACGCCCAGCCCCCGCCCUCAGAUGCAGAAGGCGCCCCUCCGGCUGCUUAAUCCAAGAAAUGCCAAAUGGCUAUUCUAAGGUUACGUGGGUUGAGCACGUUGAGGUGGACGAUCGAGGUGUCCAUACUUUGUACAAUCAGCUUGUUAGCUCCGGCCACGCGUUCGGUGCCAAGCGUUGGAUUGCCACAUUGGAUCGCCAGUGCGAACGCCUCGCCAGUGCCAUGGCCACGAGUAUUCCCAACGGCGAUGCUGGUGUGAUAACGAAUCAAGAAGGGAGGAAGAGCAUGUUGAAGCUGGCGGAGAGAAUGGUGAUGAGCUUCUGCGGAGGAGUGAGCGCGUCGACCACACACACCUGGACCACACUCUCCGGGACCGGGGCUGAUGACGUCAGGGUUAUGACAAGGAAGAGCGUGGACGAUCCCGGCAGACCCCCUGGCAUUGUUCUCAGCGCUGCCACUUCCUUCUGGCUCCCGAUUCCUCCCAAUAGAGUCUUCCAUUUCCUUCGAGAUGAAAAUUCCCGAAAUGAGUGGGAUAUUCUUUCGAACGGUGGAGUAGUGCAAGAAAUGGCCCACAUUGCCAAUGGCCGUGACACUGGCAACUGCGUCUCCUUGCUCAGAGUAAAUAGUGCAAAUUCAAGCCAGAGCAACAUGCUGAUAUUACAAGAGAGCAGCACGGAUGAAACGGCUUCGUUUGUGAUCUACGCGCCGGUGGACAUAGUGGCAAUCAACGUGGUGCUGAACGGCGGAGAUCCGGACUACGUGGCCCUCCUCCCCUCCGGAUUUGCCAUCCUUCCUGACGGAACCGCCGCGGCCGGCGAACCUGGGUCCGGCGGCAGCGGCUCGCUUUUGACGGUUGCGUUUCAGAUCUUGGUUGACUCGGUUCCCACGGCUAAACUUUCUCUGGGUUCGGUUGCAACGGUUAACAACCUCAUUGCCUGCACUGUUGAGAGGAUUAAAGCCUCUUUAUCGUGCGACAAUCACUGACAAUCCCAUCUCCCUCAACUUCUUACCUCUACUUGAAGAGAAAGCUGAGUGGAAGAAGUCAAGAACGCACCUCGUGAAGAAGAAGAAGAAUGAAUAUCCUUUGGAUUUUCAAGUAAAUUGGGUGAGGAUUAAUUUUAGGGGGUUCGGGUAUUGACUUUGUCCAUUACAUCAAGUUUAUGGCAUAUGGUUCGGAGGAAUUCAGGUUCAUAACGUCGUGUUAUGUUUUUGUUUUUUCAAUGCUGAAUUUAAAUGUGUUCAUUAUUAGAUGGGAUGGGGAAGCCCACACCCUAGUGGCUAUAACAUUAAGCAACUUGCUUUUUUAGUUUACCAUUAUUAAAUGAAGUUGAAUUAUAUGUAUCCACCUCUAAUUUUUAUUUAUGUAUAAUAUAUUUUCAAA
Molecule: messenger RNA, 3120 nt
Organism: Momordica charantia (bitter melon)
Lineage: Eukaryota; Viridiplantae; Streptophyta; Magnoliopsida; Cucurbitales; Cucurbitaceae
Product: homeobox-leucine zipper protein HDG2
Biological process (GO): regulation of DNA-templated transcription
Molecular function (GO): DNA binding; DNA-binding transcription factor activity, RNA polymerase II-specific; lipid binding
Source: RefSeq, a predicted model, not a curated record